Synchytrium microbalum is the source of this 1539-nucleotide messenger RNA. RefSeq names its product cellulase. Bases 1 to 1539 code for a protein of 512 amino acids. The transcript is spliced from 5 exons. Gene Ontology annotation, biological process: carbohydrate metabolic process. The record is from RefSeq and is a predicted model, not a curated record. NCBI's taxonomy places the organism in Eukaryota, Fungi, Chytridiomycota, Chytridiomycetes, Synchytriales, Synchytriaceae. Gene Ontology annotation, molecular function: hydrolase activity, hydrolyzing O-glycosyl compounds.
AUGGGCAACAUGCCUUCAAUGAGACUCUGGAUACAAUUCUUUGUAAUAUUUUGUGCGUCUCAUGUACUCGCUGCUCCUACUGGCAACUCGCAACAAGCUCCAAAUCCAGUUUCAUCAAACAAAAUUACUGAUACUUACAACCGACAAUACGUCUUCCAUCCCUGCCACAAUGUCACGAAUGAAUUAGAAUGUAACUUGAUCAUGUCUUUGUGGUUUUAUGAAGCGCAGAGGGAGGGAGUGUUGCCAUCGGAUACUCGAGUCUGGUGGGCUCAGAACAAUACAUUCUUGACGGAUGGGAAGGAUGUUGGUCUUGAUCUUGUUGGAGGUUACAAUGACGCAGGCGACUAUCCCAAAUACGGACUACCUGGCUCUUACGCCAUGAUGAUGCUCGCAUGGUCUGGAGUUGAUUACGCCCACGGAUUCCAGCUCGCAAACCAAACCAGCUGGCUCCUGAAAACUAUUCGUUGGGGAACCGAUUUCAUCAUCAAGUGCCAUCCUUCUAAAGAUGUAUUCUACUAUCAAACUGGAGUUGGAAAUGAUGAUGAUAAUUAUUGGGGGCCUCCGUUGCAAGAUCCAUAUCAGCCAAGAAAGUCGUUCUCUCUCAGCCCCAAAUUACCUGGUACUGAUGUAGCCGCACAAGCAUCAGCCGCGUUAUCAGCUGCAUCAAUCGUUUUCGCAGCCGUUGACCCCACAUAUUCGGCUCUCUUGCGACAACAUGCUCGAGACCUACUAGAUUUCGCAAAUUUGUACCGUGGCAAAUACUCUGCCCAUCUCCUGGACACAAGACAACACUACGGUUCCUCCUCAUACCAAGACGAGCUCGCACUAGGAUUUAUCUGGUCGUACCGUGCUACUGGAAACAAGACUGACCUCGCUCAAGCUGAAUCAUUGUACAAGAAACACGGGCUUGGAAAUGUACAGCCUGAUCCACCGUCUUGGGAUUUCAAGAGCCCGUAUGUGGUGGUGUUGUUGGCAGCGCUGACAAACCAGGCUGUCUAUGUUAAUGAUGCAAAAGCAUACUUUGCCCAAAUGAUUAAUACACCGGUGGUGAAGACGGGAGCGAAGCCUGCCGUGUUUAAGACGCCUGGAGGAUUGUUGUGGUUCAAGUUUGAUUCCCCACCAUCAUUGGUAAACGCUCUCGCAACAAGCUAUGCCAUGGGCUACUUUACCGACUUUGUGAACUCAACCAUCAGCACCACCGCAUACACCCAGAUCAUCGACUCACAAGUCCGCUACGUGCUCGGAUGCAACCCAAGAAAAGCAAGCUAUGUCGCUGCAUCAAACCCUACUUCACCAAGAAACCUCCAUCAUCCGUACAGCCAAAGCAGCACAAAUAUUAAUUCCAAGACUCCUAAUCUGUACCCUCUUUAUGGCGCCAUCCCCGGAGGCCCAUCUGUGACGGACGGGUUCCAAGACAAGAGAAGUAAUUUCGAUCAGAGUGAACCAGCGUUGGAUUAUAACGGGCCGUGGGUUGGAUUGUUGGCUAGAGCAGUGGGUCAAGGACUUGAUUUACAGUGUUUGGCGAGUGUGUCUCAGUAG